Porites lobata is the source of this 6355-nucleotide messenger RNA. The record is from the annotation of a GenBank genome assembly. Lineage: Eukaryota; Metazoa; Cnidaria; Anthozoa; Scleractinia; Poritidae.
ACAGCAAAAUCUUUUACCGAUCCUCGGCGAAGAGGUAAGUAAGGACAACUCAUCUGCUGUAAAAGUGCAUAAAGAGUUUUCAUUUCGUCUUAGAAGUAGUUUAAAGGGCUGUAGCUAAAAACGCCGAAAUGAUAGACGGCCAGUCUUUUUUUUGACCCAGGUUAUUUUCUUUUUCCUACACCCCAACAGAAUUUUACGAGGUUAAUAAACAAUUUCCCAGAAAAAAGGGAUCUUUCUGCAAAGAAAAUUAAACAUAGAUUAAUAUUUUUUGAACAACUUUUAUCUGAAGUUAUAGUUAGUCGAGUUAGUCGAGCUCAGGAUUGCUGUUGUUUGCUAGUUUUGCCUCUUCAAACAAUCAACAAAAUAAGUGCGAUGGUUUAAAGAAAGUCUUUCUACACACAUUUUUUGAACGAUUUGCUUUAGCAAUAUUACAUGGACAUUUUCGUAGCUGUCGUCACCGAUCAAAAUUCAAACAGUCAGCGAGAGAAUUGACACCAAAUUGAGUGAAACAUAAAAACGCAAACGACUGAUCAAAACGUUGAAAAUAAGUUGUAAUAACACAGUAUGGUCCAGUGAAGGCACCGAUGGACAGACUUAAAGGAUACUGAGAGUAUUGCAAUUGUCUUUUGUUUUGUUCUUUUUUUUCCACACUUGUUAGCCUAACAGUUUUUCAGAAUUUAUUUUUGUUGUUAAUUUGUAACUUUUGAUAUAAGACAUAUAAUGCAUGGGGAGCAUAUUUGUUUGACCAGCUGCGAUUUUGUCAUUCACAAGUAACUUCUCCACUUCCUUAGCGAAUUAGGAAGCGAAGUUGGUAUAUUUUGAAGAGAUUGUGUUUACUAUCCACAGUAACGGAUCCAGGGGAGGGGCCCGAGGGGUCCGCUCCCCCCUAUUUUUUUGAGACACCCCCCUUCCCCCUUAUCUGAAGGUCUGGAUGUGCCACUGAUCCAGUCGUGUCAUGCACAGCUCCAUUAUAACCUUCUCACUGUUUUACUUUUAAAGGCAUGAUGGCCAGACAAACUAUACGUUUCUCUAUUUUUCUUGUCUUGGGUGACAUGCUCAUCAACGACGGGAUAAUGGCUCUGAGACAGCAUUGUAAUGUCGGUACAUCUGUCUAUGGCUGGAUGUUACAGGGACAUACCUAUAAAACCGUCAAUGCUGAACUCCCUCAUCUGUGCGUGUUUGUAUGUCGCAAAGACGAUCGAUGUCAAAGUUUCAAUUUUGUUAUGCCCCACCAAAGGUGUGAGUUCAACAACCGCACCAGUAAAGCCAAGCCUGGAGAUUUCAUCUCAAGUCCUGACAGACUAUACUUCACGCGAGGCAUUAGCCGAGGUAAAUUUAGUGUUUUUCUAUUGACAUGGUCAACACAAAACAAGAAUGGUUUCAAUAAUUUGCCAUUUUCUACCUGCGAUAUAUUCUCUGUUUAUGUAUUGUCCCAUGGCCUUUUAUACCUUUGGUAGCACAGAAUUUAUGCAAAAAAAUUGUAAAUCACUUAGCUGUUUUCGUCUUUUGUAAUUGCCCGAUAACCUGCUUUGUAACUAACUGCCUAAUAAUCUCGAUUACAAUGGAAAAUUAUCAACCCAGCUAGACGAGAUCACGCCAUAGCGAAAGCGCAGGGCGGUUUUUAAACUGAUUCAGACGGGGGGGUGGGAUUUAGAGUUGAAUAAUUUUAAAACUGUCCAAGUUAUGACCGUCAAACUUGGCGAAUAUUCCUUUAAAUUCAGCUCGGAACAUUUUGAAGUCAUUGUGACUUGUACGUUUUUACGUUUACGUUGACGUUACUGUGGCAACCGAGUUUUAACAGUUAUGUUUUUCUUUUUUUUUUCUAUUACAAAACGUUUUUGAUUUAUUCUUUUUUACUUAUUGAAUCGCAUUAUGUGAUUUAUUAAGAUUUAUUAUAACUGUUAAUGUAAUCAAAGUCUUUAAGUGACUAAUUUGAGAAAAAGAAAACAUGAAUUUAAAAUGUUCAUUUCUUUCGGAAUUUGAAUAACUUGCAAUUUUUUUUGUUGCUUUCCAAGCAUUCUCACACAGAGAUCAAAUUUUAAGUCAUGAUUACCUCGAUUUAAACAGGUUUUGAGUAAAAUGGAGCACAUUCAAUAAUUAAUUCAAAAUAGUGGAUCCAAGAUGGCGAAUGGUUCCAGUUCCUUCUUUAAUGAUAAUUGACGUCAUCGUCCUAUCACUGCUAUCGUUAAAGAUAAUUAUUUGACAGAGAUUACAGAGAUUUACUGAUAAUGAAACACUUUUUGGUUUAGUCCCCCUUGGCUCACUUCCUGAACUACCCGCUGAGACUUGCAAAGAAAUCAAGGCUAGUGAAGGAGAGAAAGCUGUCAGUGGGAAAUAUUGGUUUGAUUCCAUUAAACCUGGAAAUGUUCUGCUGGCCUACUGCAACAUGAGCACGGAAGGUGAGUUUAACUAGUGAAUAAAUGAAUUAACAUGAAUGAAUGAAUGAAUGAAUGGAUGAAUGAAGGGAUGGAUGAAGAGAUGGAUGGAUGGAUGGAUGAACGAGUUACCUGUUGAUCUAUUAAGUUCAUAUUCCUUAUUAAAAAAUAGUUUUUAUUUUCUAGAUAUAGACGAGUGUAACGCCUCAAAGCAGUUGUGUGAUCCCAAUGCUAAGUGUAUCAAUACCCACAGUUCGUACUAUUGCUCCUGUUUCAGUGGCUUUUCUGGUGAUGGUAAGACUUGCGAAGGUAAGUACAAUUAUUCACCAUAAAGACAACAACAAUAACAAUAGCAGCAAUAACAACAACAACAAUUUUAUUUGUUUCAAACUCUUUGUUACAAAAAUAAAUUCAUACACGAUAUAAAUCUCCUCGAAACACAUCUUUUUAGAGAUAAGCAGCAAAGUCAGGGCUUUCUAUGUACUUUUCAAAACGAUUACUUCGACCUUGUGAUUAUAACGAUAUAUCUAAUAGAAUUUAAUUACCUUCAUCUUCUUUUAAAUGUGGAUUUGCGCAAAUUUGCUCCUUGCAAGUAUGUCGCAAAUAUGUAAAUACUGAUAAGUAAAUAGACAAACAUGGUAAAUGCCACCUUUGCGUAGUCAUUUAAACCCUCGUCUUUUGGUAUGCAAAUGUGCAUGGCAUUUACCAUGUUUGCCAUCUAUUUACUUCUCAGUAUACAUAUUUGCGACAUCUUUGUAAGGAGCAAAUCCCUUUUUUUUUUUCGUGCAGUAUGUCUAGUCCAAGAUUCUUCUAACACAGACAAAUAAUAUAUGAAAGCUAAGAAUAAAUAUGCCUAGAUGAAAGGCCCUAGUAUUAAACCGUUCAAAUGAGUUUUCUUGCAGUACAUGUCAGACACUUAGCUGCAUUAAGGCUCGAUUUCCGCCGCCUCCCCCCACCCCCCUGUUCGAUCUUUGGUCCUCCUCGAACUGAGUUGGGAGGGGCGGAUAAGUGUGGGCUCAUGCUCAUUUUUCCCGAAAAGCGGCUGGUAAUCGAGCCUAUUGGUGGUUUGCAAGUGACGUCACGGCGGCCAUGUUGGUGGUCAAGAACAAAAUCAUUUCUCUCCUCUGGGAAUUUAACUCUAUUUUCAUGUAAAUUCUUCGAAAAAGUAUUCUAUUGUAUUGACCGCCAACAUGGCCGCCUUAUCACGUGGUUGCCAACUACUAGAUCUUGUUAAAAAAUGGAUAGAAUAUUCAUGAUAUUUAUCAGACCUUAAUACAAAAUAUGACUGUUUUAUGUAGAUAUAGACGAGUGUACAGCCUCUGUGCGGUUUUGUAAUCUCAAUGCUAACUGCGUCAAUACCGACGGUUCGUACUACUGCUCUUGUUUCAGUGGUUUUUAUGGUGAUGGUAAAAAUUGCGAAGGUAGGCAGAAUUUUUUCAUGCAGCAUUAAGUGACAAUUAAAGCUCUUAGAAACAUCUUCAUUUUUAGCGAUAAGCGGCAAAGUAAACUUUCGAUGUACUUUCAACACACUCGGUUACUUUGAUGUUUUGAUUCUGUUAUCAUGUUGAUUCUAGGAUCUCUAGUUUAAUCGGAUUUUAACAGAGCGUCAGUUCGGUAGAUCCUGUAAUAAAGCUACUUUGCUGAAACGAAAGACCUUUUAAAUUUUCAGUUUAGCAAAUUUUGAGGUAAAAAAGCAAAAAAAGCUAUCAGAACAUCUUGGGCAAGCCCUGAUAAAGUGCUUAAGGUGGCUGAACACAGUUUUGGCAGUUUGUGAGUAUAUGUCAUUUACCAAAUCAUGACAAGAGAAAGGUUGUAGCUCACAAGCUGAAACUUGGCAAGUGAAAAAUAUACUGAUGAAAAAUUUUGAUUGUCCGGUAAAAUUUGACGUUUUUGUAGUUUCCAUGGCAACACCAACGAUUGAAUACAACCUUAAAAUUUCACUUUUGUUCAGUUUACAAAAAAUUCGCUCAUUAGAUUUUCCUAUAAACUUGCACACAAUUUGACCAAAUUUUAGCAGACGGGUUUUUAGAUAAUAAUAUAAUUGUACUGUAAUUAUUAAAUGUGUCACAAAAAUCGUCUGUUCAGUCAUCUUCCAUUUUAAAGUUCUCAUUAUUUAAAAUACGAUAAAAGUAAAAAUUCUGCUAAAUAUCACAAAAUUUUAGUGAGCAGAUUUUGAGAAAUCGUCUCCUGUGUACAAUCACUUUUUUCACCGCCAUGUUUGUUUGUCUAAUUAAAACAUGCGCCGUCACGCAAGUUACCGCUAACCAACUGCAAAACUGUGUUCAGCCACCUUUAAAAGGGCCUCUUUACAUGACGAUGAGGGACCCCAGAUAGAUGCAGGAAACAUGUGGCGGGUCACCCCACCUAUCAAGUAAACGUGAUUAAAUUAAAAUGAGAGAUUAUUUGGACAGGUGGGUUACCCCACUAAAGAGAAUUACCUCGCUUACCUGGGGUACCCCACAUGCAUGAGAUGCGGGACCAAACAAAAAAAAAGAUGUAGCGCGGCUUAGAAUGCAAAGAAAAAACCUUAAAAGCACUUGAUUAAGAGCACUGAGAGGUAAAAGAAACCUGUCUUUUGGAGCCUUUGUUAAAUGAAACAGCACCUUUAAGACUGAAACAAUAUUAAGUUUGCUUUACUGUCAAUAUCACGCAGACAUAGAUGAGUGUUCAAGUGGAAGUCAUAAUUGUGACAGUGAUGAGAGAGCAACCUGUACAAAUACUAUUGGUUCAUAUUUGUGUUCAUGCAAAGAAGGUUAUGAAGGAGAUGGAAGGACUUGCAGUCUUCCAACAGGUAAACGGAUGACGUUUUUAAUGAAUGCAUAAGAUGAGAUCUACGUUAGAAUAUCAUAGAAAUGGUGUCAGUUUAAGUUUUUAUAGUGGAAAGUAGCGAAUUGAAUAGUAUCAAUCGCAGGGUGGGGGUAUAGUCGCUAAUGGCCUUAUAUGCGGUGAGGUUCCACUUCGGGUAAUAUGAAAGGGUAAUAAGAAACUCAUUUGUUGAGGUAUAUGAAAAGCGAGGGUAAUCCGUCAUGUCGGUCUGCAAAGGAAGUAAAAUCAGGGCUAAUAAAGAUGCAUCUUGGGCUGUAAAAAGGACAAGAAAACAUGGUUCAUUGUGGUUUAUUCGUAUCAAAGACGCGGUACAUUUACAGUACUUAAGAGGAAUGCAAAGCUCUGACUUGCGGGCAUAUAAUGGACGGGGUACCAUUUUUCAGUAGACGGUAUAUGAAACGGGUCUACACCUUUUCUGUCAAAAAUGGUAAAUGUUGUAUGAGAGGGUAAGAGUACUCUCUCCCCGAGUAUCUCUUCAGAGUUUCUCCCUCUGACCCGACACGUAAAAAGUAUUCGACUAUCUACCUUGGCAAAGUCUGUGUAUGCCGUAAAUAAAAUGGUUUCGGUUGAACAGUGUAUAAAUUUUCAAUGAGGUAAGGAUCUAUUGUAAUAUUAUAUUAUUUGCGACGUAAUUUACCCCAAUCCAGACCGCAUGCAGUCUUGAUUUUUUUUAAAAGUCAUUUGCAGUUCUCCCCCAAAAAAAAAAAAAAAACAAACUGAAAACUGUCACGAAUAUUUUUCUUUACAUGAAUCAUGAUUUGUAAGGUUUCUUUAAUUAUUUUUACCUAGAAUGUAAAAACUACAAUACAAUGCCCGGCGGAUAUGGGAGGAAAGUCACCUACUCUUCAGGCUCUAAGUGUGAUAGUCAACUAUCUCAGGGGUGGUACCGCUUACGUGAAGAUGCGGGGACAAAAAUGGCAACGUCUUGUGUUCAAGAAAAUAGAUGCAAUACAGAUCACACGGGUUGGUUAGACGGCGAUCAUCCUACUGUGGCAGAAGGUCAAGUCACCAGGCGGGUCUGUUUUCGCAAAAACUCAAACUGCUGUAAAUGGUCCAUCAACAUUAAAGUUCGAAAUUGUGGGGACUACUUUGUUUAUUUUCUCAAUGGAACACCUAAUUCUAAAUGCAAUCUCCGAUACUGCACCACUGACUAA